AGAGAGUAUACAUUCUAUUUCCUACAUCAACGCCGCAUUUACAAUCAGACAAACUUUUUCUUUCUCUCUGAGAGAUUCUUCUCUUCUUCCAUAAUUCACUUCUCCAUUAAUCAAUCUAUGGAGAAGAAAAUGGAUCAUCAUCUCUGCUUCUCAAACACUAGUCAAUUACUCAAUCUCUUCAUUUCUGAGUUAACUCUCUUCUCUUACUUCAUUCUCUCUCACCCUCUUUACUUCUCUUACUUCAUCUUCUUCUCUCCUUACCUUGUUAAAAUCAUCUCAUUUCUCUCCCCUCUCUUCAUCACCAUUUCCCUUUUACUCCUUGCACUUGUCAACAACACCAUCUCCCCUGCUUUUUUCAUAUCUUCCCCUGACUCAGACAAUGUUAGUACUAUUCUGCUAUCUUUCAAGAAUGCUCUACUGGAAGCUGAUGCUGAAAUUGAGGAGUUUGAUCGUUUUGAGGAUUUUGAAGUUUACAAGAUUGUGUUUCAAGAAAACCCAAUUGAGUUUUUUCACUAUACAUCCCCUGAAGAAAGUGAAAAAUCACUUCUUGAUUCUUCAGUUCAAGAAAAAGACUCUGCCAUUGCCACUGCCACAGUUGAUCUUGAAAAUUCAGGGGUUGUAGUGGAAAUGGAUGAGUUUGAAAGCAAAAAUUGUGCUGAUAAUGUGGAAAGGAAGAAAAUUGAGGAAAUGGGCACGAAGGUCGAGAAAGUUGUUGAAAAACAAGAAAUGAUGAUGGGAAAUGGAUCCAAGGAGGUGGAUAAAGUGAAAAAGGCACAUUCUUGGAGUAAUCUUGACCAGAAUUUAGGGAGUUAUGGAUCUAUGAGGAAAGAAAAAGAGUGGACAAGGACAUUAGCAUGUAAACUUUAUGAAGAAAGGCACAAUUCUAGUAGUGAUGAAGGAAUGGAUUUGUUAUGGGAAACUUAUGAAUUAGACUCUGGAAAGAGCAAACUCAAAAGGGAUAACACUACAAAGAAGAAGAAGAAAGGAGAAUCCACAUCCAAAUCCAAAUCCAAAUCCAAAAGCUACAAAAAGUAUGAAGAAGACAAAGGCGAAGAAGAAGAAGAAGAAGAUAUGAAUGAACAACAGUUAUGUUGCUUACAGGCUCUCAAGUUCUCAGCUGGAAAGAUUAAUUUAGGAAUGGGAAAGCCUAAUCUUGUUAAGAUUUCCAAAGCAAUUAAAGGGUUUGGAUGGUUACAUCAUGUCACCAAGAAAAACAAAGUCCAUUGUGGAGAUAGAUUUUAGUAUAUGCUUUUAUAUUGAGUAAUUAAAAGAUACUCAUGUUUGUAGUAAUAUUACUAUAAUAUGUUUUCCAAGAAAUUAGACUACUUAACAAGUAAAUAUUUUUUGUUGUAGUUCUUUAGUUAUGUAGCUAUGGUACAACAAUUAAUCAAAUCCUAUCUCAUUAUCCAUGA
Messenger RNA from Solanum tuberosum (potato), 1412 nucleotides. RefSeq lists its product as uncharacterized. The record is from RefSeq and is a predicted model, not a curated record. Lineage: Eukaryota; Viridiplantae; Streptophyta; Magnoliopsida; Solanales; Solanaceae. The transcript has a single exon. Bases 118 to 1242 code for a protein of 374 amino acids.